AUGGCUCCUGUGGACAACGAAGUCAAAGGCAGACUGGCUCUGGUGACAGGUGCUUCUGGUGGAAUUGGAGGAGCCUGCGCUCGAGAGCUUUUCGUCAAUGGAGCUCGUCUAGCUCUGUCAUGUUCAUCAGAUAGAACCGUUGCCAAAAUCUUGGGCCUUGCUGCUGAUCUUCAGAAGACAACGAACCAGGACAUCAAGAUUUCAUGCCACGUAGUGGACCUGUCGUCCACCAAGGCAAUCGAAGAACUCUUUGAGCAGAUCAAGGCCGCUCACGGCCAGACCCCCGAUAUCCUCGUCUCCAACGCCGGCACGGCAGGCUUCGGCAACAAAGCUAACCCCUACCUGGAGAACAUCUCCCUCGAGGAGUUCGACUUCACCAUCAGCAUCAACCUCAGGGCCUCUUUCCUUCUGUGUAAGCUCGCUAUGCCGCACAUGGUCGCCCAGCGCUGGGGCCGCAUCAUCUUCGUGUCGUCCAUCUCGGCCAUUGGUGGCGGCAUCAAUGGCUGCCACUACGCCGCGAGCAAGGCCGGUAUGACGGGCAUGAUGAAGAAUCUCGCGUCGAAGCAUGCCAAGGACGGUGUCACGCUGAAUGACAUUGCGCCGGCCAUGAUUGGCGAUACGGGUAUGAUUCCCGACGAGAAGCGUGUGGAGGGCACGCCUGGUGAUGUGAAGAACAUCCCCGUCGGACAGCUUGGAACGCCGCAAGAAUGCGCAAACGUGGUUCUCAUGCAGUGUAAGACUGGGUAUUUGACUGGCCAGAGUAUCUUGCUAAGUGGUGGGCUGAAGUAA
Messenger RNA from Colletotrichum orchidophilum, 789 nucleotides. RefSeq names its product short chain dehydrogenase. The record is from RefSeq and is a predicted model, not a curated record. NCBI's taxonomy places the organism in Eukaryota, Fungi, Ascomycota, Sordariomycetes, Glomerellales, Glomerellaceae. Gene Ontology annotation, molecular function: oxidoreductase activity, acting on the CH-OH group of donors, NAD or NADP as acceptor. Bases 1 to 789 code for a protein of 262 amino acids. The transcript is spliced from 2 exons.